ACUCUUUCCUCCAGCAUAGUCCUAUUAUAACAUCCUACAUAUAUAUAUUUAUAUGUAUAUAUAUAUAUUAAUAUCACCCCUAACCCAAUCCCGGCCCACUCUCAGACGUCAAUCCUAAGGUUCUUCGGGUCUCUUCCGAUCAUUGAUCCCCAGCUGGUCCAUCAGACUUGAGAUUUGAAGCAAGAUAUAAUGCCUAUCUCCCGGAGCAAACCGAAUGAUGCGAUCAGCUUUCAAGGAUAUAAAACAAAAUUGCAUAAGGAAUUCGGAGCUUAUGAAAUUGAUGAAGCGGAACUGUUAACGUUAGCCCGUUACGCCGAAAAAUUGGGUUACGGAAUAAAAAACGGAGAAGAAGAUAUAGGAUCUUCUGUAUCCGAAAAAAGGGAGGAAAAUAAUAUCGGAGCUACUGCGUCGGAAAAACAAGAAGAUGUCCGAACUUUUGUAUCAGAGAAAAAGGGAGAAGAAGAUAUCGGAUCUUCUGUAUCCAAAAGAAAAGAAGAAAGCAUUGUAGCUUGGCCAAAAUCCAUUAAAGGAACGCUUGAAGUUUUAAAAGAAAGGCCACCGAACUUCAGUAUCUAUAGGGUUCCAAGAAAACUCCGAAACAUCAAUGCAGAUGCCUAUAGCCCACGACUCAUUUCAGUUGGACCUUUUCACAAUCGCCGAGAAGAUCUACUAAAAAUGGAUGAGCACAAGUGGCGUUACAUGCAAACACUUUUCAAUCGAACAACUGACAGAUCAAAGACAAUAGAUGAUUGUUGCAAAGCUAUUGAAGAUUUGAAGCUACAAGUUCCGGGAUGCUAUGCAGAAGACCUUGUCAUGACCUGGCAUGUGCUGAGGGAAAUUUUGCUGGUCGAUGGCUGCUUCAUACUCGAACUUCUUAUCAGGUACUCGCAAAACCGCGAUGAAGUAAUGGAUGAGCAAAGCUGCGAUGAAGUAAUCAAUGGUGCUUGGAUGAUGCCAACCGUAAAACAUGACUUGGCACUACUGGAGAACCAAAUUCCCUUUAUUGUUCUCGAAAAAUUGUUUGAGAUUAUAAAGCGCUCGCUCUCAGUUGCCGAAAGCUUCCCAUUUUCUCUCAUUGAAUACGCUCUACAUUUUUUCCUCCCGGGUUGCAAUCCAAAUGAGGUAAAGAAAGUCGAGAAACACAAACCCAAUCAUCUACUCGAAAUCUUGCACAUUUUUUACCGCCCAUCAUCUCUCGAACCCGUUAUCAAUUCUGAAGACGGUGAUCAUACAUGGGGAUUCAAACAUUGUGCAACAGAGCUUUUAGAGGCUGGAAUUGUGAUUGACAAUGACGCGGAAAGUGAUUUACUGGACAUAACAUUCAGUGAAGGAGUGAUUAAAUUGCCACCGUUUAGCUUCGAUGAAACGGUGGAAACAAUCUUUAGGAACCUCAUUGCUUUUGAGCAAUGCAGCGUAGGUGUUAGACAAUACAUUACAUCGUAUGUCAUGCUCACAACAAAUCUCAUAGCUUCCCCAAAUGACAUAAAGUUACUGGAGGAGAAGAAGAUAAUCAAAACAUCCCAGAGUAAUAGUGGUCAAGAAGAUGUUUCAGCUUUCUUCAAAAGAAUGGGCAGGGAAGUCGUUCUGAAAGAGUUCUGCUUUGCUAAGUUAUGCAAGGAUGUGGAUGCAUACAGUCAGUCCUGGUGGCAUUGUCACAGAAUUAAAGCAUCCUCAGGCGUCCGGUUUCGCAGGUACAUGAACGUACUAUCAAAUGAUUACUUCUCCAAUCCAUGGAGAAUCAUAUCAUUCGUGGCUGCCGUUGUGCUUCUAAUUCUCACUCUCUUGCAGACCAUAUAUACCCUUUAUUCGUUUAAAUGUCGACCUUAAUCUUGCUCUUCCGUUUUUAGUUCUCUCUCCAAUAAAAUGUAUUGAGCACUAAUAAUGCUCCAUGUGAAUUAGGGUCUUUGGUGAACUUCAUCUUGCUAUUGUCUUCUUGUAUUUAUAUUGUGUUUAUUGAAUAGAUGUAUUCAAGUGAACGCAAAAAAGCAUAUGCUUUUGUUUGCCAUUCAAUGCUGACAUAAUUGACAUUUACAGUUACGUUUUUAUGGUAUUAAUUUGUGACGAAGUGAAUAAACAGAGUCCGUCCUUGGACUAGUGCAGAAUUAAAGCAUACUUAGUGGCUGAGCGGCGCAGAUCUAUUGAUACGUUAAAAAAAUUGUGGUGUUGGCCUUGCUAAUUGAUGCGUUCAAAAAAAAAAAAAAUGGUCUGUCCAAGCGUUGAAACCUCAAGAAUUUGAGUUUAUGAAACACCUCAUCCCAUGUGUCCCACUUUGUUCCCUCUCGAAGGCCUUAUAUGAUAAUUUAAGAACCUCAAGGUUAGGCAACCUUCCAAAGGUCGACAUUUCC
Cornus florida is the source of this 2345-nucleotide messenger RNA. Its product is annotated as UPF0481 protein At3g47200-like. The record is from RefSeq and is a predicted model, not a curated record. NCBI's taxonomy places the organism in Eukaryota, Viridiplantae, Streptophyta, Magnoliopsida, Cornales, Cornaceae. The transcript is spliced from 2 exons. The coding region runs from base 190 to 1827 and encodes 545 amino acids.